GAUAGCCACGUGAAUCACUGUCUGAAGGUUCAAUUGUCGUGAUCUACAAAGUUAUUCUUCGACCCCUUUGUACGAAAUAUUUAAGCUGCCACCACCUGGUUAAUUCGUCCAGGAACCUUCCCGGACACGUGUCAUCCACGGGCAUGGGCGGCCUCGCAUUUUUGGUUUUCAGAGGGGAGACUCGUUCUCUCCUCCGGUUCCUCCGCCACUUGGCUGGAGAUUCACUACAGAAUCGCACCUCUGGCCAGUCACUCUCAUGCGAGGGACGGAGCGAGACCGGCCCGGGAGCGAGCGCUUUUGCCGUCGUUGGAAAUUGGAUCUGCAAAGCAGCGUGAUUCUUCUUCUUAAAUCCAUUUUACAAUUGUUCAAGAUAGCUGUAUGAAAUAUGAUCCUCGCGCGACCCCGGGGAGGUCUCCUCCUGUUGGUGGCGGCUGUCGUAUUGGGCUGUUUGCUCCUGCAGGGACAGUUUGCUGAGAUUUCGCACUCAGCGCUCCCGCACGCCAUCCCCCAACCCGCCAGGACGCUUCUGAUGAAGGAGAAACCGUUGCCAUGGUGGGAUGGAGGCGACUGCGGCUGCGUCGGCGCCGGCCUCUGCCUUCCCAAAGAAGCUCCCAGACUCUCGUGGGAAGACGCGGGCGGCGCCUGCGGUCUAAGGGCGUGGGCGGCAGGCGAAGGGCGGAGAGUGAUCAGCUUUUCGCUGUAUGGAAACGAUGCCAGGUUUUGGAAGGCGUUUCGGAAGAACUUCGAUUUGAUAAAGACCCAGUUCCCCGGCUGGGUUGUGUGGGUGUACACUGAUCCUCGAGGCCGAGAAAAUAUCAUGUGCCCUCUUCUGCGAGACUUUCCUUUCCUCUACGUCUGCGACGUCACCAACCUGCCUUCGCUCGGGGAUGUGACAUCCAUCCACAACAUGAUUUGGAGGGCGCUGCCCCUCGGCGACGCGAGGCUUUCUGCCUUCUUCGUUCGAGAUUCCGACGCCCUCCUCCUGGAGCGAGAGGCAGAGGCAGUGAAGGAGUGGAUGUCGGAGAACAAGACCUUCCACGUGCUCAGGGACCACCCUCGUCACAUCGGCCCCAUAAUGGGGGGGCUGUGGGGCGUGCGAUGGGACCACGUGGGGGCGCGAGCCAGACACUCGCUCGUGGCAGUCAGAGACGCAAUCAUACGGACGGCGAGAGGGAAGUUCAGGAAAGGUGACGAUCAGCCGAUAUUGUGGAAAACGCUGUAUCCGAGGAUGAAAGGCGACCUGGUGGCUCACGACAGUUUCUCCUGCGAGAGAUUCCCGGAGGGUUCGAGGCCCUUCCCGACGCAGCGCGUGAACGGCACGUACAUCGGCAACUACGCGGGCGGACAAGACGUCGACCAUCUGCUUGUGACGACGCCCUGCCCCGUCAAAUGCCGCCCAAAGAAUCAUCAGGAUUGGACUUAUUGCUGAUUUGAACUUUCAGCGACGAGAGUCACCAUUUUCUGUGCAGAACUUUUUAAUUUUAAGACUACCUAGUGUAAUUGACACUGAUAGCGUUCAUUUAUAAGGUAAUGUCAUUAGUAUUAAUAAAUGGAUGAAUUAUAUGAUUCAGGCCAU
Penaeus chinensis is the source of this 1576-nucleotide messenger RNA. RefSeq lists its product as uncharacterized. The record is from RefSeq and is a predicted model, not a curated record. The coding region runs from base 386 to 1429 and encodes 347 amino acids. The transcript has 8 exons. Lineage: Eukaryota; Metazoa; Arthropoda; Malacostraca; Decapoda; Penaeidae.